This is a messenger RNA of Lithohypha guttulata, 3123 nucleotides long. RefSeq lists its product as uncharacterized. NCBI's taxonomy places the organism in Eukaryota, Fungi, Ascomycota, Eurotiomycetes, Chaetothyriales, Trichomeriaceae. The record is from RefSeq and is a predicted model, not a curated record. The coding region runs from base 1 to 3123 and encodes 1040 amino acids. The transcript has a single exon.
AUGACUGACAACUCCGAAACCAGCAUUACUGCUGCUACUACCGCUGCCUCAAUUCAUUCAGACUCAACAAGUACACUGUCUCGUCGAUCGUCCUCGCAAGCCUCACGAGCAUCGGCUGACAGCAAAAGACUCAAGACUAUUCGUGGUCCUAAGAGGGGAGCCUCUCGUGCUGUUCUGAAGAGUCAAUCCAGCCAGGAUGCAUCCCUUACCUCUUUUCCCUCGCUGUCACCGGAACCAGAUGAGAAUGUACCUCCAGCCAACCAGGACCUUGACAAGCCUACCCGAACCACUUCACAAAGAGUGAGAGCCAGGAAGGCCACCUUAGCUGGCUUGACCAAGCCUAGCCUACUCAACACCUCGAAUGCGUUGUUCGACGACUCCCCACGAUCUUCACUCGAUAUUCCUGGCUCCCUACAUUUGACAAAUGAUGAACAUAUAGAGCGUCUACUUAAAAGAGUAGGAGCUGUCAAACUCAUAAGACAGUAUGCACAAGAUCUGGCACAAAGGGAUGCUGAGAUGUCUGCUCUCCGGGUUCGUGCGGACGAGCGAGAGAGGGAACUGAAGAGAUUGCUUAGGGAGGCAGAUGUCUCAUCCGCUGAAGUUGAGAAGCGUCUGUUGCGCCUCGAAACUCCCAACAUAUCCACUAGCACUGUUGGCGGAAGUGAUUCGGGCCCAAAGAGAACUUCUUCGGUGUCUAUUGAUUCAAUGAUCAAUGAUGCCAUAGUGGACGUUCACGACUCGUCUUCUGUGAAGCAGUCUCCUCAGCUUGUUGCAGCUACAGGCUUGCCUAGUCCGCCUGCAGCAAUGAUGAGACGUUUGAAAAGCUCUGCGUCCGUAAGUCAGCUACAGAACGAAAAUGUGAUGAGCCGUAAUUCCAGCCGCACAAACAGUAUCGUUAGUGGCGACGAUGGGGAUCGGGAGUCAACUCUUCGACCUAGACAGCCUAGUUCUGCCAUCUCUCGAGUCACCGGCUUGCAAAGUAUCUUUCAGCCUCCAUCGACCACAACGAGUUACUUCAUAGGCGGUGGUUCUAAGAAAAUCUCAACUAAGCCAAAGGCUGGUGAUGAAAUGAGCGUAAAGUCAACACAGUCUGGGAAGUCCGCCACUUCAUGGACUCGUAUCUUUGGCACUCGCAAUCAGUCUGGCAGGUCCAGAGCUUCUUCCAUUGACCAGGCCAAUGCACCCCCCAACGAUUCCCUAACCAAUGCUCAUACGAAGAUUAGAGGCACUGCCGCCAGAGGCAACCCUGGUCCUACCGCUUCUUCAGGCCGACCCCAGCCUCAGCGAUCCGCCACCCUCAGUCGUAUCAACCAGAGUCAGACUCAUGUUCGCAAGGACUCCAAUGCUAGUAGCCUUCCUCCUACUGUCGAAUUGGAUGCCAUGAUUGAGAGCUCCCAACUGCCUCCUACCAUGUCAAACUACAAUACUGAGGGAGUGCUGGUCGAUCGCUUUGGUUUCAUCUAUGAUCGUAAGCGCAAGAGGCAGCACGUUCAAGCCCAACGACAUCAGAAAUAUAAAUCAUCGGCUACUGCGAGCCUCAAAAGUUUCCAUUCUGGUGACGGUCCUGCAACAACUGAGCACGCCAAUAGGCCAGUGACACCAGCUUCGAUAGAUGACGAUUCGCCAAAGAAAUCUUGGCAGGAUUACUUACUGCCUUCAACAGCGUCCAACAUGAGGAGACCAAAAGAGCUGUUAGCUCAUACACCUUCAGCAGGAGCAGUGGUCACCGUAAGCACGGCAGGGGCGGAAGGCACUAUUACACCACCCCGAAUGAAGGACACAUCUGUUUCAGUGUCUGCUACUUCACAGAAGGCUCUCCCAAGUGGCGCCAAGACAUCUGCAAUAACUGCGGUUUCAACCGGUCAAACGCAGGAUAUUGAGGACGAAGCUAGCGAGAUAGGUGCUGCAAAAGCUUUGUUGGACCAGCUGACAGAAGUUCAUGACAAUCUACAGGCUGAACGAACAGUGAAAUGGAACGAUUUCUUGCGCCGUGUUAGAGCAGAAAGGUCGACAGCCACAACGGACAAGCCUAGCAAAAACGCGCCGGAAGCAGAUUUGGUGAAUGGAGAGCUCAUUGGGAUUGCCUCUCUUGGCCGCUCUAGCAAAACCAAGGCCAAGUACAUGCACUUCAAGUCGUUAGUACUUGCAGGAAUCCCAGUUUCCCUCCGACCAAAGAUCUGGGCUGAGUGUUCUGGCGCAAGUUCUUUACGUGUUCCUGGUUACUACGAAGACUUGGUAGCACGCUCUAAUGACGAUUCAGAGAUGGAAGCAGAUAUUCUGCAGCAGAUACAAGCCGACGUGAAACGAACACUGAAAGACAAUGUUUUCUUUCGAGAUGCUUCAGCGCCGGGCGCGCAGCGUUUGGAAGAGCUACUGAGAGCAUAUUCUUUGCACAACCCACGGAUCGGUUAUUGUCAGGGCAUGAAUCUGAUCACAGCUUCCUUGCUACUGAUAUGCGCUACACCAGAAGAUUGCUUUUGGCUACUGGUUGCUAUCAUCGACUACAUCUUGCCUAGCGGGUAUUUCGACCAGAACCUGCUCGUAGCACGAGCAGAUCAGAUUGUUUUGAGGGAGUAUGUGGCCGAGGUGCUCCCUAAAUUGGACGCCAAACUUCAGGAACUUGGGGUCGAGCUCGAGGCCUGCACAUUCCACUGGUUUCUCAGUCUGUAUACUGGUGUUCUAACAGGAGGUGAGGCUCUCUACCGCGCUUGGGACGUUACCUUGUGUCUCAAUAGCUCCGACUCGGCACCAAUAGCUCUUCAACAACGGUCAGCGGCUGCGACACUAGGCGUGGAGGGCUAUUUGAACGCUGUGCAGCCUAGCACACCAACCACGCCGUCAACUCUCACGGCCAGUACUGAUGAUUCUAAAUCAGGUGGGGACCAUGACGGGACUUGCUCGCCGUUUUUGUUCCAGCUCAGCCUUGCGUUAUUGAAGCUAAAUGAGGAGGCUAUUACUGCACUAGAUUCUCCAGCUCAAGUCUACACGUAUUUAAAUCACAACAUGACAGCGCACAACAUCACUAUCGACGCACUUAUCAACGCCAGUGAGAUGCUGCGCAGUCGGGUCAAGCGCACGGAUGUUCUCGAUCGAAGGAAAAAAGCGGUGGAAAGUCUCAGAUAA